Molecule: messenger RNA, 612 nt
Organism: Cylindrotheca closterium
Lineage: Eukaryota; Bacillariophyta; Bacillariophyceae; Bacillariales; Bacillariaceae
Source: the annotation of a GenBank genome assembly
AUGAAACAAAAAAAUUCGACAGCAGGCUUGUCGGCAGUGGCCGGAAUUCUGAAACGUCGGGUGCAGCACAUCUACAACUUUCCAUUGGACUGUCAUGGCUUUUAUGCGAUGGAUGCCGUGAGCGCUCUGGUACGGGCAGGACUUGCUACAAAUGAAGAAGAAGCAGUCGCUCUGGGGCAGUCGCUGGAACGAUUGGGGUUCAUCAAGAACAUGAAGGGCGACGACACGUUUGCGGAUACUCGACAAUUUUAUAGCUUUCUGGGGGAACACAGUUAUAGGGAGGACACAGACUACGAUAGUCAUGAUACUUGGGCAGCUGAAGUAAAUGAAGCCAAUGACUUGUUAUGGACCAAACUGGAACCCAAGGACCACAAGUAUCAUCGACGGACGUAUCAGGAUACCUUUUUGGGAACGGAAGUGGUCAGCCUAUUGUUAGUGUCUGGGUUUUCAUCCUCACGAGAAGAUGCCCUUUUGCUAGGUAGAGCCGUGGAACACGCUUGCAGUUUAUUCCGACACGUUACCAAUGAUCACAUUCUGGAAGACAAGGAGUUAUUUUAUGUUUUCAACCAGCUAACAAGACACAAGGCCAAAUGCUCAGGCCACUUUUCAUAG